AUGGAACAACCACAAACUGAACAAUCACAACAACCACAACAAGAGGUUCAUCAAGAAUCAGUAAAGCCAUCAGAAGAGCCAUCCCAAUCCCAACAACCACAAGAAGUAGCACCAGAUACUUCAUCUUCAUCCAAUGGAAACGUUGCCAAUGGAACUGCUGAAGUAGUUCCAGAAAGUGAAGAACCAUCAAAGUCAGCAUCUGAUGCUGAAAAAUCACCAAGAGAGUCAUCUGAUACUCCAGUCUCUCCAACUGAAGACAAAUCAAACAAGAAAAAGGUAGACCAAAAAGGUGGUUUCUUCCAAUUAUUUAGAAAGAAAGAAGCUGAUCCAAUUUCAAUUCAAAGAGAAAAGGGUGAAACUGAUUCACUCGUCAAUCUUAUCAAGGCAUACCAACCAACACAUCCAGAUGUCAAGUCUGAAGGUUCCAUCUUGCCAUCUCAAUUCGAGUCUAUCUUUAAGGACUUGGCCGUCAUCUAUCAAAUGUGUGGUGAUCACCAAAAGACUUUAAAGCGUCACAUCAAGGAAAUCGUUGCCAAGUCUGCUGAAAGAGCUCAAAUAUUUAAGCUUUGGAAUCAUUUGAUCAAUGAAAUCCAAGAGGUUCGUCCAAUGAUCAUUGACUCUACUUUUAUUGAAGUCUCUCUCAAGAGUGUAAUAUCUGAUCCAUUUACUGGCCAAGAACAAGAAGAGUUUGAACAAUUAUUAAAGAAUUGUCUCUACCAACACAUUGAUGUUCCAAAUGUCAUCGAUAUGAUCAUUGCAUUCUCUGGAUCAAAGUACAAAGCAGAUCACAAUAUCGUUUCAAACUUUAUUGAAGUCAUUUCAAGUUUAAAGGACAAGAGUUCAACUGUAGCAAUUAAAGCUGAUAUUGUCAUUCAACAACUCGAAAAGAGUAGACAUUUUGCAGAAGAAUUGAGAGCCAACUCUGAAAAGUUUGAUGUUGAUCUCAAUACCGACUACAAGAAACAAAGUGACAUUCACAACACAAACUCAUCGGAAAGAAUGAACCUAAUCACUGGUUUGGAACAAGAGGUUGCCAAAAACACCACCGAGAUCCUCAACAUUGACGGCAAGGUCACCACAUUGCAACAACAACUCGACGAGUUGCUCAAGCAAAAGACCGCCAUUGAAUCGACCAAUGCUCAAAGCAAAAAGAAGCUUGACGACUUGAAAAAGGAUGAAAAGAAGGAUCAAGUUUUGAAGCAAGAGUUGGACGAACUCAAAGUCAAGGCCGAGAACAUGACCGUGCUCCACGAAUCUAUCACCAAGCUCAAGCAAGAACAAGACCACAUUACCAAGUCUUAUGUCUCGACUGUCCUCGACCAAUUGAACCAAAGCCUCGAAAAGCAUGCCGAGAAUAGAAAAAAGAUUGAAUCCUCUCUUGAAAAGCAAGAUGACCAACAAGAGGACAAGAUCCAAUUAAAGGACAAUCUUGUCAAGAACAAGGAACAUAUUGAACAAAUCUCAAAGGUUGUUGAAAAGAUCAAAAACAAGCUCAAGGAAGAAGACUAUGAUGUUGAAUUGGUAAAGUCAAUGUUGGAGAAAUCAAGAUCCUUAACUCAUUCACCAGUUCAACCACAUGUUCCAGCAAGUCAAGUAGCUCCAGCUCAAGCUCCAGCCUCAGCUCCAGCUCCAGUCCAACCAGCCACUGCUGAACAAGAAACCACUUCUACUACAUCUACCGCCUCAACAACUGAUCAACCACAUGUUGUUCCACAAUCCAAUUAA
Cavenderia fasciculata is the source of this 1725-nucleotide messenger RNA. RefSeq lists its product as uncharacterized. The coding region runs from base 1 to 1725 and encodes 574 amino acids. The transcript is spliced from 4 exons. The record is from RefSeq and is a predicted model, not a curated record. Lineage: Eukaryota; Evosea; Eumycetozoa; Acytosteliales; Cavenderiaceae.